Oryzias latipes (Japanese medaka) is the source of this 3956-nucleotide messenger RNA. NCBI's taxonomy places the organism in Eukaryota, Metazoa, Chordata, Actinopteri, Beloniformes, Adrianichthyidae. The record is from RefSeq and is a predicted model, not a curated record.
AGACAGUGUUUCCGCCCCCCUCCCCUGAACGUGAACAUAUUGGGCUCUGUGUGUGUUUGAGGCGGCUUGGGGGUGUUCGCCUGAUGUCAUUUGGCAGAAAGAAAGCAUCAAAGGGAAAAGCCACAGCCUCUCUCUCUGCGGUCCGACCGAAGCAGGGGAAGAGGAGCGAAGAAGAGGAGCUGCUGGCUAACGGACUAAAAAAGUACCAGAUGCUAUUUCGGCGGAGGAGAACCAGCCCGAGUAAACAAGACAGCGUGAUGGGUUCUCGUUUUCCUGAUGGGUAACCGUAAACCUUCACCUAAAAAUUGGAUUUUGUGAAGUCACCCGUAAUUGAGUUGCUUUAUUAUUUUUGGAAGUCUUUUGGCGUGACAUUGUGCCUGAAAUGCUCGAGCAGUUGAGGUCUCGGUCGUCGAGCAGCCGUUGGGCCGCAGCUCGGCACACGGAGCCCGAAUCUGGGAAAUAGCUAGCUAGCUGUCUGCUAGCCGCAGCCGUACCCGAUGCUGCAGCGGCGGCGGCGGCUGCUUAGCGGAUCCGAGAGGCACCACAAGCAGUUCACGGCCUGAGCACCAAGUCAGCUUCUGUUCUGCCGCACCGGACUGCAACAGGGAUGUGAUGCUUUUGUGUGACGCCGGAGGCUCGCGCUUACUCGACGCGAAUGGGCUAGCUUUGCUCCAAAAUGGACAGAAUCGCAAGAGCAGGAUCCUCUUGUUAAGGGGGGCGAGGUUAGACUGAUAACACAGCCCACCCUGAAUCUUUCAGCAUCCCGUGGUCGCACUUGGAUAACGACCACCGCUCUUCCACGUCUUUCCUCGGGGUUUAGCGGCUGGAAGAGGGAUGGAUAAACUCACGAUCAUUUCAGGAUGCCUCUUCCUGGCUGCGGAUAUUUUUGCAAUAGCCAGCAUUGCAAACCCAGACUGGAUCAACACUGGUGAAUCAGCAGGUGCACUCACAGUUGGGCUAGUCCGGCAGUGCCAGACCAUCCACGGGCGAGACCGAACUUGCAUCCCGCCCCGACUGCCCCCCGAGUGGGUCACCACACUUUUCUUCAUCAUCAUGGGCAUCAUAUCUCUCACAGUCACCUGUGGACUGCUAGUUGCAUCACACUGGCGUAGGGAAGCGACCAAAUAUGCCCGCUGGAUCGCUUUUACUGGAAUGAUCCUGUUCUGUAUGGCGGCGCUCAUCUUCCCCAUAGGCUUCUAUAUCAACGAGGUGGGAGGCCAGCCGUACAAGCUGCCCAACAACACGGUAGUCGGCUCCUCGUAUGUGCUCUUUGUCCUCUCCAUCUUCUUCACCAUAGUGGGACUGCUGUUUGCAGGCAAAGUUUGCCUCCCAGGCUGAGGACUCCACUACGCUCCCCUCUGGACUGCUCCCAGGGGGUGUUGAGAAUACGAUGGGAUUGACUCGAACACAGUGACUGAAAAUAAAAAAACACCAAAACUCUCGCCGGAAUCCCAAAACGGGGAGGCCUCCGCUUAUGUGUCAAGGGACCGCAGCACCACGGAGAACGGGGCGACUAAAGGAUGCAAAAUGGACAAAUGAGCAAAGUGCGACUGGACAGGGACCUGACGGAUGCAGAGGUGUGAAAGAGUGCAGCCUCUCAGCCACAGCCCCCUUUCUGUUAUCGCUCCAUUCGGAAAAGGGUGCUUCAUGUGCUGCUGUCAUGGCAACCGCCGCCACUGUGUUGGCGCACAUUUCUUGAGGACCACUACAGCCACUCAGCGAUUGGAUUCCCUGCUGCCACCCCCCAGCACACAUCUGCUCCAUCACGACCGCUCCUAUUGCUAUUUUUGGCUUCUCCUUGCUAUUUUCAGCCGUCUCUGUUGUACAACUGUUUUUUUUUCUUCUUCUUUCUGUUCUCUUCCAUCCUACACCACCUUGCCUCUGAAAAGUGUUACCGUUGCUGACUGAGCGGGAAUCGCAAGGCGUCCGAAAGCUUGUCAGGGGAGCACGGUGCCUCGCCAUAUUGCACGGCCUCAGGUGUGCAGUUAGGAAGAGCAGCUGCGUUUGCAGCUGUUUCGCACAGCUCUGGAUGAGAGGUAGAUACAGCUGUGCUUCCUCUUAGUCUCAUCCAGGUUUAGGAACAGGUGGUAGACUGGGGGGGGGGGGGGGGGGGGGGGUUGACCUCUCCACAGAACAGCAGGUCACCCGUUAAGGUGAAUGCUACCCGGUCAAAGUCUACGAAUGGUGUUAUUUAUAUGGAUAGCAGCAAGUAUUAGUGUAGGCAGCUGAGCUAAACCCUUCUUACUGAUACACGUCCCUCAGCAGUAUCUAGAGGACUGUGAAUUUAAGGAAUACUCAUCUGAACAUAAACACAUCUUGUUCGUGUAACUUUGUUGAGUAAAGCCAUGCACCGUGGCCUUCCCAAAUGCAUUUCUCUAGUUGUACAUUCAUUGCUGGGGAGACGAGAGGACAAAAAUGGCUGACAGUAUUCCUGAAGAUACGGAUGAUAUGAAAACAUGUGAAUGCUGAAAAUCAGUGGUAUUCUUCUUUAACGUAUGGAAAAAGAGAGGCAGGAGCUUUUUUUUUCUCUCUCUCUCUCCUUUUUCUUAAAUGUUUAUUUUGUGUAAGAGUGAAGGCAGUGGGACUGCAGGUCAGGUCCAUGCAUGGGGCUGUGCCUCAGAGUGCUGCUUCUGGAGCUCUGUGAAUUCUGAAAGCACACAAACUCACACCGACUCUUCCUGCACUAUUUUUUAUAUUGAUCAUAUUUAAGCUAUACUUCUGUCUUUGGCUGUCAUUUUUCUCCGAAUCCCUUUAAUGGAACGAUCCAUCAACUAUUUUUUUUAUUACGUUUCACAGUUGGAGUCAGCUUUCAGAAUAUGUACCACAAACGAUUAAUGUCAGACAGACAGCUCUUUGUUCAGGCUUAGAGCAGAGUCAUACUGUGGAAAAUCAGGAAACUUUACAAAAGAAAUAAUGCAUGUGGGACAGGCAUGUUCAAGGUUUUCCAUCUGCAAAUGCCAAAAAAAAGCAACUUUAGCUGCUUACUGCUUGCAUCUUCUCCUGCUUAUUCAUCUUGAUGAAACUUUUCUGAAUUCACUCGUCUGAUUUGGCCUUCCUGUUUCGCUUUUUAUCGAUUUUUAUUCAUCAUUUCUUCUGAUAGCUUCUCUCUUAAUCUGUUUCCAUCUGUCUGUUCUCUACCUUCAUUAACCUCCUAUUUGCUCCUCCUCCUCCCCUCUUGUCUGUCAUAGCAUCAUCUUCAGCAUGUUAUUUUUAAAAUCCCAAACCACCAACAUUUCUGUUUUUAAUUCAUCACCUCUUUAAGUGAUUAAACUUACCAUUUUUCCCUCUUUUUUGCCUUCAGCAUUAAUCAGACGUCUUCCAUUUCAGAAAUGCCAUUAAUCCUUAGAAAUACCAAUGUGGCGGCACUAAUAGAUUCUUCAUAGUUACAAGAAAAUCCCCAGAUUAAUAUUUUACCUACAUGUAACAAAAAAUUCAAUUACACUUGAAGCUGAAAUCAAAGAAGAGAUGCAGAUUGAUCUCCACAUUCUCAGAUUUACACACAUUAGCGACUGACUGUUGGAAAGUGUGCGUUUGUGUGUCGACAGAGUCACAAUCUCCUCAUUUGCAAAGUCUUAGGUUUUUGUUUUUCUGUUCUCCUGCUCGGCUUCUCUUGCCCCGUCCUUACGAUGUAAACUGCUGAACUUUACGCUCUGCCUCGUUUGGUUUGGUAUCGUGCCAUGGCCUGACUUUGUUUGAUAAUGUACAGUCACAAAAGGCAGGAGUUCUGUAUUAGGAAGCACUGUGCAUUCAACAGUAUAGGUAACAGACAUAGAAGCACCACAAAUGUAUAAAGAAUAACUUCUUACCUCAUUGUUUUUUUUUGUUUCUGCUAUUAUUUUCUAAUGGUGGCAACAUGUGUGCCCUCUAAUUUGGUUUCUUGCCUUGAUCGGACGUCCACACAUAAAGCCUAUGAUCAUAGGAAAUUAUUUAUCACUGAAUAAAAAGAGAAAAAUGGG